This is a messenger RNA of Balaenoptera ricei (Rice's whale), 1161 nucleotides long. It is a transcript of the gene TMPRSS11A, whose product is annotated as transmembrane serine protease 11A. Gene Ontology annotation, molecular function: serine-type endopeptidase activity. The record is from RefSeq and is a predicted model, not a curated record. The transcript is spliced from 8 exons. Bases 1 to 1161 code for a protein of 386 amino acids. NCBI's taxonomy places the organism in Eukaryota, Metazoa, Chordata, Mammalia, Artiodactyla, Balaenopteridae. Gene Ontology annotation, biological process: proteolysis.
AUGAUUGCCCUUAUUGUGUUAUUACUGACAGUGGUAACUGUGGCCACUGGUCUUCUGGCUCACUUCUUAGUCUCUGACCAGAAAAUGGAGUAUUAUCAUGGCACCUUUAAAAUUUCAGAUCUACGAGUCAAAAGUAAUUCUGGACAAAGCAGCCCACACCAGCUUAAGGACUUACAGGAGAUGAGUGAAAACUUGGUGGAUGAGAUAUUUAUAGAUUCGGCCUUGAACAAGCAUUAUAUCAAGAACCAAGUAGUCAGACUGACUCCAGAGGAAGAUGGUGUGACAGCAGAUGUCAUUAUGGUGUUCCAGUUCCCCUCUGCUGAGUUAAGGGCAGUGAGAAAAAGGAAAAUCCAUAGCAUCUUAAAUGAGAAGAUAAGUAACACCAGAGCUUUGUCAAUAAAUGCCUCGUCAGUUGAAGUUAAUGGUUGUGGUAAACGAGUUGUUCCAUUAAUAAUGAACAGAAUAAUGUCUGGAGAGAUUGUGGUCAAGUCUGCCUGGCCUUGGCAAGCUUCCCUUCAGCAUAAUAACACACAUCAAUGCGGGGCCACCCUGAUUAGUAAUACGUGGCUUGUUACUGCAGCACACUGCUUUAAGAAUAAAGCAAAUCCACAUCAAUGGACUGUUAGCUUUGGAACAACAAUCAACCCUCCAUUAAUGAAAAGAAAUAUCAAAAGAAUUAUUGUCCAUGAGAGGUAUCACUCCCAAGCAAGAGAAUACGACAUUGCUGUUGUGCAAUUAUCACUCAGCGUCACCUUUACUGAUGAGAUCCGAAGAGUUUGUUUGCCAGAAGCCUCUGUGUCCUUCCAACCAAAUUCAACUGUCUAUGUCACAGGAUUUGGAGCACUUUUUUAUGGUGGGGAAUCCCAAAAUGAUCUUCGAGAAACCAGACUGAAAAUCAUAAGUGAUGAUGUGUGCAAGCAGCCACAUAUGUAUGGCAGAGAUAUAAAAUUUGGAAUGUUUUGUGCUGGCUAUCUGGAAGGAAUUUAUGAUGCCUGUGGGGGUGAUUCUGGGGGACCUUUAGUUGGAAAGGAUCUUAAAGAUACCUGGUAUCUCAUUGGAAUUGUGAGCUGGGGAGAUAACUGUGGGCAAAAGAACAAACCUGGAGUCUACACAAAAGUGGCUUAUUACCGAAACUGGAUUACUUCAAGAACGGGCCUCUAA